GUCAGAGGAAGAGGCUCGGAGGCCGGGGGGCGGGGGCGGCGCGGAGCGGAGCGGGCGGUGACGGCGGCGGAGGCAGCGGCUGGGCCCGGGCCCCGUGCGUCUGUCCGCGCCCGGUGGAUGUGAAUCGGCGGCGGCGGAGGAGGAGUCGGUGGGCCGGCGCCCGGCCUGUGGGAGCGCGGAGGAUGAGGCCGCUGCCGGGCUCUCCUGGCGUGGCGGCGGCCGCCGCGUUGUUGCUGCUGCUUCUGCCCCGGGCUCGGUCCGACGAGCACGAACACACGUAUCAAGAUAAAGAAGAAGUUGUUUUGUGGAUGAAUACUGUUGGACCCUACCACAAUCGCCAAGAAACAUAUAAAUAUUUUUCACUUCCAUUCUGUGUGGGGUCAAAAAAAAGUAUCAGUCAUUACCAUGAAACUUUGGGAGAAGCACUUCAAGGAGUUGAAUUAGAAUUUAGUGGCCUGGAUAUUAAAUUUAAAGAUGAUGUGAUGCCAGGUACUUACUGUGAAAUUGAUUUAGAUAAGGAGAAGAGAGAUGCAUUUGUAUAUGCUAUCAAGAAUCACUAUUGGUAUCAGAUGUACAUAGAUGACUUACCAAUAUGGGGUAUUGUUGGUGAAGCAGAUGAAAAUGGGGAAGAUUACUAUCUUUGGACCUACAAAAAACUCGAAAUAGGCUUUAAUGGAAAUAGAAUUGUUGAUGUUAAUCUAACGAGUGAAGGAAAGGUCAAACUGGUUCCAAAUACUAAAAUACAGAUGUCAUAUUCAGUAAAAUGGAAAAAAUCAGAUGUGAAAUUUGAAGAUCGAUUCGAUAAAUAUCUUGAUCCAUCCUUUUUUCAACAUAGGAUCCACUGGUUUUCAAUUUUCAAUUCUUUCAUGAUGGUGAUCUUCUUAGUGGGUUUAGUUUCAAUGAUUUUAAUGAGAACCUUAAGAAAAGAUUAUGCCCGAUACAGUAAAGAAGAAGAAAUGGAUGACAUGGAUAGAGACCUAGGAGAUGAAUAUGGAUGGAAGCAGGUGCAUGGAGAUGUGUUUAGACCAUCAAGUCACCCUCUGGUAUUUUCUUCUCUCAUUGGUUCUGGAUGUCAGAUAUUUGCUGUGUCUCUCAUUGUUAUUAUUGUUGCCAUGAUAGAGGAUUUAUAUACAGAGAGGGGAUCAAUGCUCAGUACAGCCAUAUUUGUCUAUGCUGCUACAUCUCCAGUGAAUGGGUAUUUUGGAGGAAGUCUGUAUGCUAGACAAGGAGGAAGGAGAUGGAUAAAGCAGAUGUUUAUUGGGGCAUUCCUUAUCCCAGCUAUGGUGUGUGGCACUGCCUUCUUCAUCAACUUUAUAGCCAUUUAUUACCAUGCCUCUAGAGCCAUUCCCUUUGGAACAAUGGUGGCCGUUUGUUGCAUCUGUUUUUUUGUUAUUCUUCCUCUAAAUCUUGUUGGUACAAUACUUGGCCGAAAUCUGUCAGGUCAGCCCAACUUCCCUUGUCGUGUCAAUGCUGUGCCUCGUCCUAUCCCGGAGAAAAAAUGGUUCAUGGAGCCUGCAGUUAUUGUUUGCCUAGGAGGAAUUUUACCUUUUGGCUCAAUCUUUAUUGAAAUGUAUUUCAUCUUCACAUCUUUCUGGGCAUAUAAGAUCUACUAUGUGUAUGGCUUCAUGAUGCUGGUGCUGGUCAUCCUGUGUAUUGUGACCGUCUGUGUGACCAUCGUGUGCACGUACUUCCUGCUAAAUGCAGAGGAUUAUAGGUGGCAAUGGACAAGUUUUCUCUCUGCUGCAUCAACUGCAAUCUAUGUUUACAUGUAUUCCUUUUACUACUAUUUUUUCAAAACAAAGAUGUAUGGCUUAUUUCAAACAUCAUUUUACUUUGGAUAUAUGGCGGUAUUUAGCACAGCCUUGGGGAUAAUGUGUGGAGCAAUUGGUUACAUGGGAACAAGUGCCUUUGUUCGAAAAAUCUAUACUAAUGUGAAAAUUGACUAGACAACUGAGACAACCUGGAACUUCGGAUCAGUUUCUCUUUCAUGAGGGUGGAACUUGCACAGAAAAGAAGAAUAAGCGCAAGAAGAAAUUUGGGCUUAACACUGGGUACUUUGUGGGUCUCUUUCAUGGAUGGCUUAAAGUAACAUCUAUUUUCAUUGAUCCUAGGUUCUUACUGACUGCUUUCUCCAACUGUUCACAGCAAAUGCUUGGAUUUUAUCAGUAGGCAUUGCAGUUCAUGGCUAAUCUUCCCCAAACUAGCUCAUUAAAGAUGAAAUAGACCAGCUCUCUUCAGUGAAGAGGACAAAUAGUUUAUUUAAAGCAUUUGUUCCAAUAAAAUAAGUAGAGGGAAACUUGGAUGCUAAAAUUCCAUGAGUAGAAAUCUUCCUGGCACUUGAUGUUUCUAUGUUAUUGAAAAAUGAUGUUCCAGAAAGAUGACUUUUUCUCUUAUUUUUACUGCCAUUGUUGAUCUAUUGUGGGACAUUUUUAUAUAAUGAACCUGGGUUCUUUUUGACCUGUUUUUGGUCGUCCCUCCAUUCAACUGCAUCUUUUUUUUUUUUUUUUUUUAACAAAAUUAAAAGCUAUUGAAUUCUGAAUGGAAUAUAUCUGCUGUCAUCUUAAUCUUAGUUGGAUCAACUUCAUUUAUUUAUCUUAAAAUUAACCAGUUAUCUCAAUUCCAUCCAAAGAAGAUACAGUAUGAAAAUAGAGGUGUACUCUCUAUAAUGCAAUUUACUGUACAGUUAGUAAGCAAAGUGUUAAAUGGAAAAGAAACUUGUUUUUAUUAAACAUUUGGAGAUUUAGAUAAAUUACAUUUUAACGUCUAAAGUGAUUAUCUUUCCCUCCUCCCCCCAAUUUAGUCUUAUAUCCUUUUUGGGGGGUUUCAAUGAAGGCUUUACAUAAGAAAUUAUUAAAAAAAAAAACAAGGGGGGUCAAUAAAUGUAUAUAACAUUAAUAAUGUCGUGUAGGUGUAGGUUCCUGGAUGCAUUUGGAUGUACAGAUUGACUGGAGGACUUUUUUGGGAUGAUGAUUGAUGUAGAAAUGUAUGGGUUUGGGUGGCUUUUUACAUCUUGCCUACCAUUGCAUGAAACAUGGGGGUUUCUUCAAAAUGUGUGUGUCAUACUUUCUUUUGGGAGGGGGUUGUUUUCUUCUUUUAUGAAACUCCUACUGGAGCUAAAUUUGUAAUUUAGAAACAUUUAAUUUUGUUAAUCCUGUCUGGGACAUUUAAGUAACAUCUAAAGCAUUAUUGCUUUAGAAUGUUCAAAUAAAAUUUCCUGACCAAA
Psammomys obesus (fat sand rat) is the source of this 3223-nucleotide messenger RNA. It is a transcript of the gene Tm9sf3, whose product is annotated as transmembrane 9 superfamily member 3. The record is from RefSeq and is a predicted model, not a curated record. Gene Ontology annotation, biological process: protein localization to membrane. The transcript is spliced from 15 exons. NCBI's taxonomy places the organism in Eukaryota, Metazoa, Chordata, Mammalia, Rodentia, Muridae. Gene Ontology annotation, cellular component: membrane. Bases 183 to 1946 code for a protein of 587 amino acids.